Molecule: messenger RNA, 2795 nt
Organism: Erpetoichthys calabaricus (reedfish)
Lineage: Eukaryota; Metazoa; Chordata; Cladistia; Polypteriformes; Polypteridae
Gene: ikbkg
Product: inhibitor of nuclear factor kappa B kinase regulatory subunit gamma
Exons: 16
Coding region: 149-2104 (651 amino acids)
Biological process (GO): positive regulation of canonical NF-kappaB signal transduction
Cellular component (GO): IkappaB kinase complex; nucleus; cytoplasm
Molecular function (GO): K63-linked polyubiquitin modification-dependent protein binding
Source: RefSeq, a predicted model, not a curated record
UUACCAAACGAAACCGAAAGUGAAGCAACGCUUACGGAGAAGACGACUUCACAAGUCUUGGUGGCGCGUACAGAAUUCAUACCUUUCAAAGAAGGUGCAAUACAUUAAUGAAAAAGCGGAAUUUUCCAGGUGAUUGAAGUCUUUGGCCAUGGUGCAGCCUAAUGGAAUUAUGGGUAAUGAGCUAAAGUCAGAUAUGAUUGGUGGAGACAACUCAGUUGGGCUUCGAGCUCAGUGGUUUUCACACAUUCCACCAGAAUUGGCCAACAAUGAAAUUGUGCAGCGACUCCUAGCUGAGAAUCAGGAUCUCAGAGAGGCAAUAAGGCAAAGUAACAUGGCUCUGAGAGAUCGAUAUGAGGAAAUGCUUAGCUUUCGUUCCAAAAACCGUCAGGAGAGAGAGUUUCUUAUGGAGAAGUUUAAAGAAGCUCGUAUCUUAGUUGAACGGCUUAAUAAAGAUAAAUCUGAACUGCAGAGCCAUUUAGCAGUUGCAUUAAAAGAUAAUGAUGGACUGAAGAAAUGCUUUCAGCCACAGGUGUGUGAAGUUGGUCAAGAAAACAUGGAUGAAGAAAAGAUUGUGGAUCAGCUAGAAAAAGCUAAGAAAACCUUGGCAUGUUCGGGUAACUCCAGUCCAGCAGAAUCCCUCUCUUCCUAUAAAACACUCACUCAAAGCAUCUUUGACACAGUACGCUCCAUGGCAGAACUACAAGACAACACAUCUCCUCUUCCAGAACCAGCAGGGACCAAGCAUCCAGGAGAAGAAAUUCAAUCUCUGCAGCUGCUCAAAGAAACAAAUGAGAAAUUGGAGGUGAAACUGAAGGAACUGUGUGUAAGCAAUGAUAUGCUUCAGCAGGAAAAGCAGGAUCUGUUGGCAGUCAUCCGAAAACUGCAGCUGGAAUCUUCUGCCUUGGUAGGAAGCAGCACACUUCAGACAGCAGUUGUACAAGGAAAAAUCCAAACCGUUGGUGAUAAUGUACUUGACAGCCAAGAAGAUUCCAGUAAUACAGAAGAACUUAAAAAAGUUGUUGUGGAAUUAACUGAGAAACUCCAAGCUGCCGAAUGCAAGAUAACCGAACUGCAGAAUAAUGUUGAUACAUUUCAGAAGACAGCAGCUCAGCAUCAACGUUCUGAAGCCCAACUAGUAAAGCGCGAGAAAGAGCAAGAAAGAGCACUUGAAAAAAGACAGCAAGCACUUAAUGAGGUAACAAAAGACAAUGAGUCAUUAAAAGCUCAGGUGACUUCCUUGUUGGGGGAGUUGCAGGAGAGCCAGCAUAGUCUAGAGACUUGUCAAAAAGAGAGCAGUACAUUGGAAGAAAAGUUGCGCUGGAUGAGUGAAAAACUACGAACUCAGGAGCAGAAUUUUGAAGCAACAAAAAAGCAGGAUAGUGUUGCAUUGGACCAGCUGCGAAUGCAAAACCAAAAUCUGGAAUCUGCACUAAAGGCAGAGAGGCAUACUGUCUCUGAAGAAAAACGGAAACUGGCUCAGUUGCAGCAUGGUUACACACAACUUUUCAAAGAAUAUGACCAGAAGUUGAAAAUGGAGUCUGCCAACAAACAAAAGGGCUUAGAUCCAGAAGACCUUAAGAUACAGCUCCAAGAGGCAGAAAAUGCACUGGUUCUCAAGCAGAAUCUUAUUGACAAACUCAAGGAAGAGGCAGAGAAGAAUCGAAGUGCUUUGGAGACGGUGCCUGUUCUCACCCAUCAGGCAGAGAUAUACAAAGCAGAUUUUCUGGCAGAGCGGCAGGCUCGAGAAAAGUUACACGAGCAGAAGGAGAUACUCCAGGAACAACUUCAUCAAGUCCAAGUAGAGAGGGACAGGCUUAAGGAGCAGCUGGAAGGAACUUCAAGGGCUCGCAUGGAAGAGAUGCAGCAGAGACAUUUAGAGAAUUACCGAUCUCCACUACUUCCACAUCUGCAUCCCCACCAUCAUCCCCAGCCAGCUCCAUAUCCUAUGGCAGGAGCCACAAUUCCAUUUAGUCCAGCACAGGAUACUGGAGCACGUCGACGCAGCUUCAAUGAAGGACAGCCUGAAUUGUGUUGUCCUAAAUGCCAGUACCCGGCCCCAGAUUUGGACACCUUGCAGAUUCAUAUUAUGGACUGUAUCCAGUGAAUACAGACAUAAAGAAUAUAAUUCAUUGGAGAGAACAUUUAAACCCAUCCGUUCUGUUAAAUUUUAUGAAGUCUGUCUUGAAAUACACUGUGAACUGAAAUGUUUCUGAAUAUGGACUAAAUCCUUUUAUUUUGACUUUAAUUUUGCGCUGCCAUGAACCCAUCAUGGGUUUGUAUGUGUUUAUUUUGUUUGUAUAUCUUAGUUCACAGUCACCAUCAUAUUGUAUUUCCAUGAUUUUUUAAUUUUAACAUGAUGUUGAAACCACUAAAAUAAUUUUGUUUCCUAGCUUCUGUAUGUGCAAGUUUAUGCAAUAAGGAUGAGAGUUUAAAUUAGAUUUUGAUUUCUUCUGCAAUUGGUUGAGGACAUGAAAAUGGACAGUUAUAAUAAGUCAGUCUCUUUCCCCAUUGGUCUGGUCUUCACUCCAAGAAAGUAAAAUACAUCUUUCACUUGCUUCCCAAAGGCCUGUCUGCAGGAAAUCUUACAAUUCAAGUUGGUAUGUGAGGUACAGUAUGACAGUGCGGCUUUUAGUCAAAUUUAAGAUUUGAACAUUUUCCUGAAUUUGUUAAUGGUUGCUCAGGAUUGUCAAUUUAUGUAUAUCUAAAUUCCAGGCCAAUCAAAUUUGUAAUAUAGUGAAACAUUGUAUACUGUAAUUAAUAUUUUAAUCUAAUAAAAAGAUUUUAUGUGCUCCACA